AUGUUACAUCAGCAAGAACAUCGUAAGGCGAGGAUAACAAUCGAAAUAUGCGCAACGAAGACGCGAGAGGAGCAUACGGUUAUCACCACUAAGAGAUUCUUUGAUGAAAGGAAAGAGCAACAAAACGUACCAGAAUUCGAUAGUAAUGAUGAAGAUAUUGAAAACAAUCCUUUUUUAGUAUCGGGUGAAAAAUCGUCAACUGUUUCUUUCCAAGAUCAGUUCUCUCCUUUUCUAGGUGAAAAAUCAUCUAAUGGCGAAUCUGAGGAUGAUGAAAUAGCGAAAGAAGUGGAACAUAUCGAUGGCGAUCAGUCUUCAGGUACUAAUUAUAACGAUCCAAGAGAUGUUUCACCAUCUUUGAUUUCUAUUAUGGAAGCAUAUUGUAAAAAAGAAAACAUUUUGCAUAUGCGUGCAAUUUUCCAUAUAGUUUCUUAA
Funneliformis mosseae is the source of this 432-nucleotide messenger RNA. The record is from the annotation of a GenBank genome assembly. Lineage: Eukaryota; Fungi; Glomeromycota; Glomeromycetes; Glomerales; Glomeraceae.